UUGCAGUUUGGCAGCAAACAUGAUUGCAUUCACACACCUGUGCCUUCUCGUAGCCGCAGCCGUCGGAGUCAAUGCCGCUUCCCGACAAGAUUCUAACCGCUUCAUCGAUGAUCUUCUGAGCGUUCGGCUCCCGUCGGUGCCUGGCAUCAACGCGGUCGCUCUGGACGAUUUCAAAUUUAAAAUCAAAAAAGAGCUCGAGCUGGGAGUUCUGCCCACCCAUCGGGACAUCAAAGCUAAUUUCACCAAUGGAGUCUUGAACGGUCUUGGCAACUUGAGGAGGAGAGAUAACUGUGAGCCGACCGUCGGGAUCGCCUCGGGCAUUCUGCUCUCUUGCCCGAUUGAUCUCAGCUCAUUGGAAGCAAAAUAUACCUCGUUCGUGAAAGGCUUCAACAUCGUCGGUCAAGUCAAAGAGAUAAGUGUAACGGUGAAGAUUCUAUCUUCCUUCAUCAAUUUCGAGGUACAACAGGAUUCGAGCCAACAGCCUUUCGUGAAAACAUUCCUUGUGGACAGAAUCUUGACGAAGAUAGAAAUGCCUGACAUUGGAUUCAACGAGGAACGUCAGACUAAAUUCAAGAGUGAGGUCGACAAGGCCGUGCAGCCAAUCCUCAUCAAUGUACUCAGCGGGAAACUACUCGACUCCAUCAAUGUUGCACUUAAAGGCGGAGACCUCCGGCUGCCUCCCGUGUAGGACGCUCCGCGCAGCCAGGAGGGGUAUUCGCCCCUCACGUAAUUCGAGCUCCAUUCUGGACCCGACUGAGCCAAAAAAUUACCGAGUAUGGCGGGUCAUGAUCGGUCCAUCAUAAUGCUUGUAAUUUGAGUGGGAAAUCAUAUUGGACCCAGUGUAGUCUGUCGCCGAAGAUCUGAUCGACUCUCGAACGGCUACAAUCAAAUCGAAUAAAGCGAUUCGCUGUGAGAUCUGGGGAAA
Molecule: messenger RNA, 925 nt
Organism: Galendromus occidentalis (western predatory mite)
Lineage: Eukaryota; Metazoa; Arthropoda; Arachnida; Mesostigmata; Phytoseiidae
Exons: 4
Coding region: 20-688 (222 amino acids)
Source: RefSeq, a predicted model, not a curated record